AUGUACAGAACCAAAGUGGGGAAGGACCGCCAUCAGCUCUACAGGUUCAUCAUUAGCCAGCUGCUCUGUGAUGGCUGCAUCAGCAUUGCUAAUGGCCUCAUCAGUGGAAUCAAGCCUCAGUCUGUCUGUGCUCCCUCAGAGCAGCUCCUGCAUCUCAUCAAACUAGGAAUGGAAAACGAUGACACUGCAGUUCCGUGUGCAAUUGUCCAUUCCGACACGGUCCCAGGCACAAGGAUUGACCUGGAGUUCGAUGCAGAUGUCCAGACCAUGUCCCCAGAGGCUUCAGAGUAUGAAACCUGCUAUUUCACGUCCCAUAAAGGACCUUGCCGAGUAGCUACCUACAGUAGAGAUGGGCAGCUAAUAGCUACUGGGUCUGCUGACGCCUCCAUAAAGAUACUCGACACAGAAGGAAUGUUGGCCAAAAGUGCCAUGCCAAUAGAGGUUAUGAUGAAUGAAACUGCACAACAGAAUAUGGAAAACCACCCGGUGAUUCGGACUCCUUAUGACCAUGUGGAUGAAGUCACAUGUCUCGCUUUCCACCCAACGGAACAGAUCCUUGCCUCUGGUUCAAGGGAUUACACUCUGAAGUUAUUUGACUAUUCCAAACCGUCUGCAAAAAGAGCCUUCAAGUACAUUCAGGAAGCUGAAAUGUUACGCUCCAUCUCUUUUCAUCCUUCCGGAGACUUUAUCCUUGUUGGGACUCAGCAUCCUACUCUUCGGCUUUAUGAUAUCAACACAUUUCAAUGUUUUGUCUUGAAUCCUCAAGAUCAGCACACCGAUGCCAUAUGUUCUGUUAACUACAACUCCAGUGACAUCAUGUAUGUGACCGGCAGCAAGAAGGGCUACAAGUUGUGGGACAGUGUCUCAAAUCAAUGCAUCACAACCUUUGAGAAAGCACAUGACAGCGCUGAAGUUUGUUCUGCUAUUUUUUCCAAAAAUUCUAAAUACAUUCUUUCAAGAGGAAAAGACUCUGUAGCUAAACUUUGGGAACUAUCAACAGGACGAACGCUGGUCAGAUACACAGGUGCUGGCUUGAGCGGGCGGCAGGUGCACCGGACACAGGCCGUCUCCCAUCACACAGAGGACUACGUGCUGCUGCCCCACGAGAGGACCAUCAGCCUGUGCUGCCGGGACUCGCGCACCGCCGAGCGCCGGAACCUGCUGCCCCUGGGCCGCAGCACCAUCGUGCGCUGCAUCGUGCACUCGCCCACCAACCCCGGCUUCCUGACCUGCAGCGACGGCCUCAGGGCCAGGUUCAGGUACCGGACGUCAACCACGGACUAG
This is a messenger RNA of Molossus molossus (Pallas's mastiff bat), 1284 nucleotides long. It is a transcript of the gene CSTF1, whose product is annotated as cleavage stimulation factor subunit 1. The record is from RefSeq and is a predicted model, not a curated record. Gene Ontology annotation, cellular component: mRNA cleavage stimulating factor complex. Gene Ontology annotation, biological process: mRNA 3'-end processing. Lineage: Eukaryota; Metazoa; Chordata; Mammalia; Chiroptera; Molossidae. Gene Ontology annotation, molecular function: RNA binding; protein binding.